Molecule: messenger RNA, 4083 nt
Organism: Priceomyces carsonii
Lineage: Eukaryota; Fungi; Ascomycota; Pichiomycetes; Serinales; Debaryomycetaceae
Gene: ROM2
Product: Rho family guanine nucleotide exchange factor
Exons: 1
Coding region: 1-4083 (1360 amino acids)
Biological process (GO): intracellular signal transduction
Molecular function (GO): guanyl-nucleotide exchange factor activity
Source: RefSeq, a predicted model, not a curated record
AUGUCAUCAAAUUAUUCUCACCCUGCUCCGUUCAAUGGUAUGGCGGAGUCAGACCUGCCUCAGUCACCACAAACAAUUAAUAUUCCUACGCAUUUGUUACCUCAAGCCAUGCUCGAUCAUAAUAAUCGAUAUCAUCAACCGCCCUCGAAUGUGACCAAUGGUGAAAAGUUUUAUGACUCCCAUAGUCUGCCUCAUAAAGAUCAAUUCCACCAAGACAGUCAUCAUAAUGACAGAACGCAUCCGAGUUGGAACCAAGCUUCUUAUAGUUCAGGGAUUUUAGAUCCAGGCUCUCCAAGAGUUAGACAGAGAUCGCAAGAGAGCUUCGUACAAGGAACUAAUCGAGAUAAUAAGAUGGAUGUAACUAUGAAUGGCCCAACACAGGAUGGCGGUGGUGGAAACUUUGCUGAUUUUCAUAGGAAAACAUCGCAACAAGAAGAGUAUCCAGUUGGUGACCAGAGGACUCCUUACAAUAAUCAGCAGAGCUAUAAAGCGGAACGACCGUUUGAGCAACUGCAAUAUCAAAACUCUUUGUACUCUAGGCAGGCCCCUCAACAAGGUUCCUAUCCUCAACAACGAUUUCAACAACCACCGUCACAGCAAAAAGUCCCACCAUCAUACCAACAGCAAAGUUUUCAGCAUCAAGAUUCAUCUCCGCUGACUUUUCAAACUGUUCAACAUAAUCCUUCGGUUCCUCAGGUACCUCAGUCACGUCGUGCUGCCCGUAGACCACCACCAACGAACCUUCCACCGAUUCAGACUAAUCGGAUACUAAGUGAAGGAAGGAGGAUUGUCUCUUCACCUACUGUUUCUCACUCACCGACGGCUUACGUAAAUAAUUCGCCAAUUUCUGGGCCUAGCGUUAAUCUGAUGAAACCAACUGACAAUAGGACGCAAUCAUUGACUAAUAAUACGAAGUAUCAGUACAAUCAGGUAAAUAAGAUUAUUCUGGAGCAACAACCACAGCAACAAGACACACAGCCUAACCACAGGCCUCGUUCUAGCGGGAACGGGUCAAGUUCUUCCAUUCAUCACACCUUCUCUCUUUCUUCGAGGUCGAGAUCGUUUACUUCAUUAGGCAAACUAUCGUCUCUUUCAACUAAAAAGUUUAAUUCAUCAGCGUCGUUACAGAGCAGCAAGUUAGACAGAAAUCCAUCUAGCGCAACUCUAAACUCACUGAAGACAGCCGUCGCUCAGCUACCUAAAAAGCCAGUUGUUUAUCCGGCAUUGUUGUCAAGAGUCGCUAGAGUGUUUAAAGAAUCAAUUAUUUUGACUAUAAAUACAAAGGAUGGUUUAGAGUACCACGAUACCUUCACAGGAAAGAUGGCUGUGGAUGUCAUCUGUAAGAUAAUAAGGACAAGUGACCGUAACUUAGCUUUGCUUUUGGGUCGUUCGCUAGAUGCUCAAAAAUUCUUUCGCGAUGUAACUUACAAUCAUAGAUUGAGAGAUUCUGUUCAUGAAGUUUACGCUUUUAAUCACAUUUACAGUGAUGUCGAAUUUUACAACGAUGAUAGUGGUAACAAUAGUGCAAAUAAUUCUAGGCAUGGUUCUUAUAAUGAUAAUAGCCAGUUUCAGCAGAUGUUGCAGCAAAACAUAUUGUCACAACAGUUAUUACAACAACAACUACCUGCUCAUUCUAGUAGUGGUCUACCAGUUACUACUGCUGAUCCAAGUGAUGCUAUAAACAGUCCUUCGUCACUAAAUCUUCAAGGAAAAUCGUCAAAUACUCCAAGUUCUACUGGUGUUAAUGGAGUUUUCACUAUCUUAACGGAUUGUUACUCUCCUACUUGUACUCGUAACAGGUUAUGCUAUAGUAUUGCUUGCCCGAGGAGGUUGGAACAGCAAGCUCGUCUUAACUUAAAGCCACAAGGAGGAUUAAAGAGAGCUGUUUCUAGAUUGUCUUUGCAGGACAAGGAGGAGAAUAAAACUUUGUGGCAUGAGACGGUACCUCAGUCAGUCUUAGAAAAAUUGGAUAAGCAUGAGAAAAUGAGACAAGAACUAAUCUAUGAACUCAUUUACACGGAAAGAGACUAUGUAAAAGAUUUAGAAUUCAUGACAGACUUUUACAUUAUGCCAUUACGAAAUCCAGCUAAUAACAUUAUUCCAGAACGUGAGAGGGAAGCAUUUAUAAGAACUGUUUUUGGCGGAGUUAAUGAUCUCCUUAGGUUAGCGAAGAACUUGAGUGAUUCCUUGACGAGAAGACAACAACAGCAAAAACCAGUGAUCUCAGCCAUUGCAGACAUUUUUUUAGAAAAUGUUGGUAAGUUUGAGCCCUUUAUUAAAUAUUCUGGAAAUAAAGUGUUUGCUAGUUUUGAACAUGAACGUCAGCAACAGGUUAAUAUGAAAUAUGCAAGGUUUUUAGAUGCUAUAGAGAAGAAACCUGAAUCAAGAAAGCAGGACUUAUCUUCAUUUUUAAUCAAAGGUAUCCAAAGACCUGCUCGAUAUCAGUUAUUAUUAGGAGGUAUAAUUAAAAAUUCAAAACCAGAAUCACCUGACUAUGAUGAUUUAAUUAAAGCCAAGGAAGAAAUUGAAAAAGUUUUAAACAAGAUCAAUAUUCAAACAGGUGAGAGUACUGAUAGGCACAAGGUAAUGGUAUUGCAUAGACUAUUAGGUAAGCAAGUGCUAGAAGAGAAGUAUAAUUUUAAAUUAUCAUACAGCAAUAGAAUUGUCUAUCAGGUUACGUUGCACCGAAAGAGAGAUAACGAAAAGAUUGAUUUGUAUUUGUUUGAGCAUGCUCUUUUGUUAGUGAAACACAAAAUUCAGAAUAAGAGGGAGCAAUACAAAGUAUUUGAACGUCCCAUAUACUUACCAUUAUUGUUUGUUAAUAGUGGAUUUGAUAUACCAACCGUAAGAUCCUUGUUGCCCCAUCGUUUGGAUGGUCUGAUAAUAUCAGAUACAAGUUUGAGAAAUAAAGUUGAAUCAUCUAAUUAUAUGAAUAAUUCAUCUACGAAGUUUCAAAUGAAUUUCUUAGGAUUAGGACGUAAUCAAGUCCAUGCUAGCUUAUUUGCAGAUGACUUGACAAAUCAGAGUCAAGUUUUACAGCAAAUAUCGACUCAACAAAAAAAAUUAGUCGAAGAGGGUGAUGUAUUUUCUUCAUCUAGAUAUGAAACGAGAAGAUUUCAUGGAAAUAAUAAGAUAAAUUGCGCAGUACCUUGCUAUGGAGGUAAGAAGCAUUUGUACGGAACUGAUUUAGGUGUUUGGGUCUCAACAGUUCGUUCUGUUAGCGCAACUUCUAGCGAAAAGAUCUGCUCAGAUCCGACAAUGGUCAUUAGCAAGGUUUACGUCACGCAGAUUGAAGUUUUGGUUGAAUACUCUAAGCUAUUAGUUUUGUCUGAAAAAUCCUUAUACGAGUUUGACUUGUCUUGUACUGACUCAUUAGAUCAUGCCAAAAAUACUCGAUCUGGAAGGCUUGUAUUAUCUCACGUUGCAUUCUUUAAGGUGGGUAUUUGUGAUGGAAGGUUAUUGGUAUGUGCCGCAAAGACGGGAAAUACUCAUUCAAUUAAUAUAUUCGAGCCUUCAAACCCAUUUGACAAAAUGAAAAAUAAAAAUAAAAGGUACGAUAUUAGAGAGAUCUCUUUUAGCUCCGAUCCAGUCUCUAUUUCAUUCAUGAAACUGAAAUUGUGUGUCGGAUGUACAAAAGGAUUUGAAAUCUUGUCGUUAGAAGAGGGAAAGAAAGAGCCAAUUUUGGAUGAAGCCGAUCCUUCACUUGAUUUUGCUACUCAAAGAGAAUUGGUUCAUCCACUUUCAAUACAUCGCUUAGGGAAGAAUUUCCUCUUAAGCUAUUCGGAAUUCUCUUUCUUAAUAAAGGGCAAUGGCUGGAGAACUCAACACGAUUGGGGUAUAUACUGGCAAGGAAACCCACAAAAUAUUGCAUUGUUUUAUCCAUAUCUAUUAGCGUUUGAGCCAGGAUUUAUCGAGAUCAGAGAUUUAGACUCAACUAAACUCUUAAGGGCGUUGAUAGGAGAGAACAUCAGAUUUUUACAUUCCAACGAACAUGAAGCAUUGUAUGCAUGUGAAGAAAAUGGAUACGACAUUGUUGUAUCGAUCGAUUUUUUAAAUUUGAAACCAAAGCCACGAGCUACCUAA